CGCUCUGUGCUCGCUUAUCUCCGCCUGCCCACAGCUUCUCCGCUUCUGUCCGCCCAAGAUGGCGGCCCUCGGCGAGGAAUGUCGGCCCCAGUCGGUGGGUUUACGGAUUAUAUGCAGAUGAGAUCUCCAACUGGCCGAAGCACCUGGUUUUCUAAAUGUUUGCCCAGUCAGACAAUAUUUUAAAUUCAAAUUCCAGUCAUGGCUUAUGAUGAAGCAUUCAAGAGAAAAGAAGAUUGUGUAGUGGGUGAAAGCGGAAUUGAAGAGGUGGGUCUGGCAGCAGGCAGAAGCCAACGAGAGAAGAAGCGCUCGUAUAAAGAUUUGCUGAGAGAAGAGGAGGAAAUAGAUGCAGAAGUCCGAAAGUCAGCCAAAAAGAAAGCGAAGGAUACUGAAGGUUUCCUGUUGGCUGCCGAUAUUCAUAAGAAAAAGAAGAAAUUACAUCAUUUAAUGGGCGAAGAAUUCUAUUAUGGAGAAUUGUCACCGAUGGAACCUGUGAAAAAGAAAAAGAAGUCUGAGGGUCAUCAGGCUGACACCGCCAUGGGUCUCCUCAAGGCCAUCACUUCACCCAUAUCAACAGCUCCAAAACCUUCCAAGAAACCUGAGAAAUCGCUUGCUGCUUUUAGCUCACCAUCCUAUCCUCCUUUAUACCCUGAGAUCAGGAAGGAGCAUAAGAAGAAGACCAGUAGUGCAGAGCAUGAGGAAACCCCUGAAGAAGGGGACUUGCAUAAGGCGAAAAAAAUGAAGCCAAUUUUUGUAAAUACAGACACUGUGACGGUGCGUGAGGCAGAAGGUUUAAAAAUGAAGCUCCUCCUCUCACCUAAGGACAAAUCGGGCACAGAUGAUGAAGCAUUCAACUUUGCCACAUCAUCAAGCCUUAAGAAAUCAUCAAAGAAGAUGAGUAGGGAGCAGGAUCAUGCCACAUUCCACUCUGCCCUCGAGGCCCAAGGCCUGCCAAAAACGGUUGUUCGCAAAAAGCACAGGUCAGAAUCUCGAACCAGUGAGAGCUUUGAUUCUGAGACACGUUUUUACAGUGAGGUCCGUGCUGGCAACCUCUCAGAGUGUGACCUCUCGGGCCUUGAGGCGCUGGAGACGGCAUCGUCGUCUGGUGGUGAGCUAGAGGCGGGAGAACUGGUCAUCGAUGACUCCUUCCGCGAAAUGAAAAAGAAGAAGAAAAAAGACAAGAAGAGCAAAAAAAAGAAGGACAAGGAGAAACACAGAGAGAAGAAACACUCCAAAUCAAAGAAGUUGCAUGCUCAUUCCCCUGUGAAGAUCUUAGCAACGACCAAGUGCUGCUACCCAACGCAGUCGACUGUUAGCACACCUUAUGCAAUUAAUGUGCCCCCACCUUCCAUAUUCCACAUGGAAGGACAAAGUGAGAAAAAGAAGAAAAAGGAGGAAAAAGAUAAAGAAAAAGUUGAGAAACCAGAAAAGAAAAAGAAGAAUAUGUCUGCUUAUCAGCUCUUUUGCAAGGAGUACAGGAUUAAUAUUGUUGCUGAACAUCCAGGAAUAGAUUUUGGUGAGCUGAGCAAAAAGUUAGCUGAAGUCUGGAAACAACUUCCUGACAAGGAGAAACAGGUCUGGAAGCAAAAGUGCCAAUACCUGCAGCACAAGCAGAACAAAGCGGAGGCCAUGACAGUGAAGCGGAAACUGACUGACUUAUUGGAAGAGACAGCUACUAAACAGAAAGGCAGACAAAAUUCUUCAUCUCUAUCCAGUGUGGCAUCAUCACACAAGAAAUCCACCCAUUUGCUGGGAUUGGGAGGAAGCAGUCACUCCUCUUCCCCCAUUAAAAUGCCAGAGAUCGAUCCAAUUGAUGUCGCAGCCCACUUGCAGCUUCUCGGUGAAUCAUUGAGUCUCAUAGGUCACCGAUUGCAAGAAACUGAGGGGAUGGUGGCAGUGUCUGGGAGUCUCUCUGUCCUGCUGGAUUCCAUCAUCUGUGCACUCGGUCCUUUAACUUGCCUCACUGCGCAGGUUGAAUGUCUCAAUGGGUGUCCAAAAGAAGUCCUGGCCCAUACUCUGGAUAACAUUGCUUAUAUCAUGCCAGGCCUUUGAUCUUUGUGGAUUGUUGGAACUGGAAGAAUACCAGAAAACUGAAUAAUAUAUUGUACAUAAAGACUUGGCUGUGGAGGAACACGUGUGUUCUGUACCCUUUCCCAUAGUAUUGUAAUUAUUGUUGAGUGGGGUGAAAGCCUGGUUUUGAACUGUCAAAACACAUACUGCAGGGCUUAGUGGGAAGAUUGCGAUUUACCGUAGAGAUUAUGGACUGACUGGCACUUACGUGGGACCACUUCAACACCAAAUGAGAAAGCAAGCGCUGGAUCAUCUUACGCUGAAGUCUAAAUGUUAUCACGGGUACAUGUCAUUUUGUAAGUCUGUAAUGUUUAAACAAGAUGUAUGUCACAAUUUUUGUUUUAGAAUUGUGAAUCUGGAAUAAAGAAAGGUUGGAAAUAUGUAACUGCUUAGUUGCCCACUGAAACAAGAAAACUGCAGUGUUCCAAUGGAAGUUCAGAUUCACAGGUGCCAAACCGACCUUGAACUUUUAGGUGCUCAGCUAUCCAUUAUAUGUUUGCAGUUACCUUUCUAUUUCAAUUGAAUUAUUUUAUACAAUUGAAAAUGCAGCCUGUCUUGUGUUUCACAGCAGUUCCCAUUCUGUCCUUGGUGCAUUAACUCAAUUUAAUUCUUCCAUGGAUUUUUUUUUAUUGUAGGUAUAUUCGUAUGAAUCCCUUGCUUUGAGCACAGCUUAUAACGGAUGCAAUGUUUUGUGAUUAAUUGUUCUCUUUCAAAGUUGAUUCUAUGCAUAGACUGUCUCAUACAGGAUCAUAGGGUUUAACACCACCUCAUUUUUGCUUUAGACUAGCAAAAUCUUGCAAAGUUUUGUCUCUUUAUCCAUUACAUCUUAACUCUACCUUUACCUUUCCUUUCCUGAACAACUUGACAGGUACCUAGGUAAUUGUUCUUGAUUUUAUUUAUUCACUCACAGAUCGUGGGCAUUGCUGGCUAGGUCAGCACUACAUUCAUUCCUAAUUGCCUGGAGAAGCUAGUGAGUUUGUCAUCUUCCUGAACCACUGUAGUCCAAUUGGCAAAGGGGCCUUCACAGUACUGUUUGGGAGGGACUUCCAGGAUUUUGUCCUCGUGACACUGAAGGAAUGGCGCUGUACUUCUAAAUCAGGGUGGCAUAUGGUUUGGAGAGGAAUUGCAAGUAGCAGUGUUCCCAUAUCUCUGCUGCCCUUGUCCCUUAGAUGGUGGAGAUUGCAGGUUCGGAAGGUGCUGUCGAAGGAAGUGAGUCUGGAUGCUCGGUGUUAAAAUUGGUAUAUUUUGUUGAGCUAUUCCAUUCCUACC
Molecule: messenger RNA, 3336 nt
Organism: Chiloscyllium plagiosum (whitespotted bambooshark)
Lineage: Eukaryota; Metazoa; Chordata; Chondrichthyes; Orectolobiformes; Hemiscylliidae
Gene: hmgxb4a
Product: HMG box domain containing 4a
Source: RefSeq, a predicted model, not a curated record